Oncorhynchus nerka (sockeye salmon) is the source of this 1625-nucleotide messenger RNA. Its product is annotated as INO80 complex subunit B-like. Gene Ontology annotation, biological process: chromatin remodeling. The record is from RefSeq and is a predicted model, not a curated record. The transcript is spliced from 5 exons. Bases 46 to 1056 code for a protein of 336 amino acids. NCBI's taxonomy places the organism in Eukaryota, Metazoa, Chordata, Actinopteri, Salmoniformes, Salmonidae. Gene Ontology annotation, cellular component: Ino80 complex.
GCAGAACCCGUUUUCUGGUUUUAAUUGAUAUAUACAGUCGUUUCAAUGGGGAAAAGGAAAGACAUGAUCCACCCAAGGAUUAUUUUAGGUGAUGGAGGCCACGUGGGCCUACAAAGCCUGCAUAGGAGGAAACACAAAAAACACAAGAAGAAGCAUCACCGCGACAACGGGCACAGCUCCUACUCCGAGGCCCUGGAGUCAGACUCCGGGAUUGUGUUCAAGCCCCCCACACAGCUCAGACUCAAGAUCAAACUGGGAGGCCAAACACUUGGGACAAAAAGUGUGCCAACGUUCACUGUGGUCCCUGGUGUAGCCCAUUCCCAGUGUCCUCUGAUGAUCGUGGACGACGAUGACGACUCUGAUGAUGAUAAACCAUCUGAGGGUGUUCCACUUGAGCAGUACCGGGCCUGGCUUGGUGAGUGCAAAGAUGAGGACAGUAACCUGGACCCGUCUCCUCUGCCAGACAUGGACUCAGACUCCCUGGGUAAGCCGGUGGACGAGGAGGAGAAGUGGCUGGACGCCCUGGAGAAAGGAGAGCUGGACGACAACGGAGAGUUGAAGAAGGAGAUCGAUGAGUCCCUGCUCACAGCCAGACAGAAAGCCCUCCUGCACAAGCAGCAGAACCAGCCUCUUCUGGAGCUGCCCAUGGGCUACAAGGAGAAGGAGAUGACCACCGAGAUGAUGCAGAAAAGAGAGGAGAGUGCCCGCAAGAGGCGCCUGCAGGCGGCCAAGAAGGCAGAGGAGGACAAGAACCAGACCAUCGAGAGGCUCACCAAGACCAAGAUCAAGAGUAUGAGGGAGCGUAAGUCCAAGCAGGCCCAGUGUCCCAUGGUCCGCUACUGUGACUCAGCCCAGGGAAUGGGGAUUUCGUUCCCAACAGGGGUGCUUGCCCCGACCCCUGCUUCCCUGUGCCCCCCUCCCCUGGCACCGGUAGGCUGCGGGAUAAACGGGUGCAGUAAUCUGAAGAGGUACUCGUGCUCCAAGACUGGGAUCCCUCUCUGUAGUCUGGACUGCUACAAGAAGAAUCUGGUCCUUGUUGUGGAGAGUGCUGCUUGAAUUUGACCGUUUUCAAAUGUUUUGGCUUGCUGGCAGUUUAGACUCUUGGGCUAAAUGGACAAUGUGUAAUUUUUUUGUAUUUUGAGAGAUUAUGAAAAGGCAUUUUAUCAUUUUUUCUCUUUGUGUGAUGUAUACUAUCAAAAGAGUUCAAACCAAUGCAUCAGUCAGUCAAUUUAGUCCUGAUACUAGGAUGACAUAAGGUAGGCUACAGCCACACCAGGCCCUAUCAGACAGCAAGUAUUUAUUUCUAGAUCCUUAGUUUGUGGAAGUCCACAUAAUGUAGAUUGAAUAAGACUUUAAGAAGGCAAGCUUAUUUUUGUAACAGCAGGACAGAAAUAAGAGCGCUGUUUGCCUGAUGAUCAUGAAGGACUUUCAUUUGUAUAAAUAUAUGAAUGGUUUCGUAUUAAUUUUGGCAAACAGAAGCCGUAACGCAUAACAGCAGUAACAUGUUUGAUCAAUUGAGAAAAUGACCCAGAGGACACCAAAAUAUGUUUUUCUUUUAAUUGUCACAAAUUAUUACAUUUCCAUACAAAAUACUGUACAUCUUAAAUAAAAUAUCAUAACACUUA